AUGGCUAUCGAAGGGGCAGUCGCUCCGCACCAUGACAUGGAUAACAACCGUCUCCCACCACACACAGACCUGGUCUCAUGGACCCUGAGCGGUGCAAGAGAGAAGGGUUGGCCGAUCCUCGUCGAUGCAGCGGACACUACUCGCUUCAUCUCGGGAACGGUGGCUUGUCAGCUCGUCGAAGCAUUAGGCGGCGCAUUCACGGCCGACAGCACGGUGUGUCUUCAUCUUCCGAAUGACGUCCUGUACCCGGUGCUCGUACUAGGCAUAUUAUCAUCCGGCUGUCGCUGGACUGGCACCAAUCCCGCCUACACCGUUAUGGAGCUGGAGCACCACUUUCGCAUCUCGCAGACACGGUAUGUCAUUACAUCGCCGGAGCAUGUACCGGUAGUCGAGGCUGCUGUAGAGGUCAGUGGCACCUUAGCGGAGAUCAUCAUCUUCGAAGACCUUCUCCGAUCCGCGAGCUCAAGCAACCAAGCCAGGAGGGUGACGUCAAACAGCAUCCAGACACCUACUUCAUGUCACCGUACGCUGCGUGAGCUCCUCUAUCCAAUAGUCAGCUCGUCUGGGCUGCUUCCAAAGCCUCGGAUCGACAGCAUUGCUGCACUCAUGCAAACCUCUGGAACAACAGGAUUGCCAAAACUGGCCGCUCGAACGCAGCAGUCCAUCAUGCUCGAACUAUCCGCCAUCGAAGAUAACCACGCCAGCAAGCCCUACGAAGUGCGCCGGCUAUUCUGCACUCCAAUCUUCCACGCCUUCUCCGCCCCAGAAAUGCUGUUCAACUCGCUCCGUCUUGGCCACCCAACCUACUUCAUGCGCCGCUAUGACGAGACGUUCGCGCAGAAAGUCCAUAACCUGCGCAUCACAGAGAUCUUCGGCGCGCCACCAAUGCUGCUGAAGCUCGUUGAGCGCCCGCUCGAGGCUCGCCACCUCCUUUCAAGCUUGAAAGCCGUCUACUUCGGCGGCGCACCACUUGGCGGAGACGUACGGAAGAAAUUCCUCUCCGUCUUCGAAACGCCACCGCGUCUGGUACCUGUCUACGGCAUGACCGAAGGCGGCUGGUUCUCCACCUUCAGUCGCCUCGAAGAUGACCCGAGCGGCUCCGUCGGCCGUCCUCUUCCGGGCCUCGAAGUCAAGAUCUCCACUGCGAACACAGACAUGGCCGACAGCCCCAUUCGACACAACAAUGACGAAGCAGGCGAGCUCCUCGUUCGCGGCCCGCAAAUCAUGUCAGGCUACUAUAACAACCCCACUGCCACCAUCUCAGCCUUUACACCCGACGGCUGGCUCAAGACUGGCGACAUCGGUUACCUUCGCGACGGUAAGAUCUACCUCGUCGAUCGCGCCAAGGAUAUGAUCAAGGUGAAUGCAUGGCAAGUCUCACCUACGGAGCUGGAGAGUGCGUUGCUAUUGCACCCGUUAAUCGCGGACGCGGCGGUGUAUGGGACAGGGCAGGAUGUGGAUGAGCGGCCGGUCGCUUGCGUGGUGCGUCGACCGGAUGCCGUCACUGCGCCACGCCGCGAAGGCGGGAGUUACUUCGACUCGGGGUUGGAAUGUGAGAGGAAAAGUGGAAAUGGCGGCAUGUCUACGGAGGGUACGUUGACCAAGCAAGAAGUUCGGGACUACCUGCGGCAGCGGUUAGCCGGGUACAAAGUCUCGCGGUGUGAGGUCGUAUUCGUGGACAGCUUGCCGCGCAAUGGAGCAGGCAAGGUCUUGCGGAAGGUGUUGAAGGAGCAAGUGGAGGGUGCCGUGCCGGCACUAUAA
Baudoinia panamericana UAMH 10762 is the source of this 1761-nucleotide messenger RNA. RefSeq lists its product as uncharacterized. Gene Ontology annotation, molecular function: CoA-ligase activity. The record is from RefSeq and is a predicted model, not a curated record. The transcript has 2 exons. Bases 1 to 1761 code for a protein of 586 amino acids. Gene Ontology annotation, biological process: secondary metabolic process. NCBI's taxonomy places the organism in Eukaryota, Fungi, Ascomycota, Dothideomycetes, Mycosphaerellales, Teratosphaeriaceae.